AUGGCACAAAAUCUGCAGGAAAGCGACCAAUCAACGAAUGCCGGAAGUGCCAAGGCGGCCGAUUCACAAGGCGCUCUGUCAUUUUCGUCUGCCGAGGACGGUUUUAUCGACAUCAACCACACCGAUAUCGACAUGCCCGAUCAUGAGAAGGAUGACGAAAAGGUCCAUUCUUCUCCACUAGAUCUUCAUCGUUACGGCAACAACAUCCGCGACGUCGACGAGAUUGGCGACGGUGAAGACGACUCGGAUGAUGAUGACCACGACCCUAUGGCAAAUCACUCAUUGUUGAACAUGCUAACUGGAAGAUUGGGCGGUCGCCGCCGCGGCUCAACUCACAAAUGGGAUCGCCUGCAUCCCGAAAAUCAGGCAUUGUCUGUUUUUGAUGUUGAUCAGUGUACAAAACUCGAGGAGGAGGCGUUCCCCCCCGAGGAACGGGCUAGUCGAGAAAAGUUUCUGUAUCGCUUGACCAGAUGUCCCGAGCUCAGCUUGGGACUUUUCACGCAACCCACCAAGGCCGAGGCCGAAGAUUCAAAUACGCCUCCACAGCGUCGACUCAUGGCGCACGUGGUUUCAACUCGAACUCCGGCCCCGAGUGUGACUGAAGCAUCCAUGGGGAUCCCUUCCAACUGGAAGACACGACGCUCGUCGCUUCCCAGCAACGAUGAUGACGAAGAACCUCUGGGUCACCAAGAUCAAGGCGGAACCAUCUGCAUCCAUUCAGUGGCCGUCGCACCAGAGUUUCAGAAGAUGGGCCUUGGUUCGAUUCUGAUGAAAUCUUACAUUGCUCGAAUCAAAGACUCGAAAUCGGCCAAGCAGUUGGCUUUGCUGGCCCACGACCAUCUGGUUCCAUUCUACAAGGGACUCGGCUUCGAAAACCUGGGACCAAGUGCAGUUACGAGCCACGGUGGCAAUUGGAAUAACAUGAUUCUCGAGUUUACGUAUGAUGAUGAAGAGUAG
Exophiala bonariae is the source of this 957-nucleotide messenger RNA. RefSeq lists its product as uncharacterized. Bases 1 to 957 code for a protein of 318 amino acids. NCBI's taxonomy places the organism in Eukaryota, Fungi, Ascomycota, Eurotiomycetes, Chaetothyriales, Herpotrichiellaceae. Gene Ontology annotation, cellular component: cytoplasm. The record is from RefSeq and is a predicted model, not a curated record. Gene Ontology annotation, molecular function: aralkylamine N-acetyltransferase activity. The transcript has 3 exons.